This is a messenger RNA of Paecilomyces variotii, 1437 nucleotides long. Its product is annotated as methionyl-tRNA formyltransferase. The record is from RefSeq and is a predicted model, not a curated record. Bases 22 to 1221 code for a protein of 399 amino acids. Gene Ontology annotation, cellular component: mitochondrion. Lineage: Eukaryota; Fungi; Ascomycota; Eurotiomycetes; Eurotiales; Thermoascaceae. Gene Ontology annotation, biological process: biosynthetic process; conversion of methionyl-tRNA to N-formyl-methionyl-tRNA. Gene Ontology annotation, molecular function: methionyl-tRNA formyltransferase activity. The transcript has 4 exons.
CAGCAGUCAAAGUUCGAAGAAAUGCUGUUAAAUCGGAGUUCACGCGUUCUAUUGUCGCGCAAACUACUCUUGAUCCGACCGCUGUUUACAUCGAGAUGUCUUUCGAGCAGUUCCCAUGAGCCUUUACGCAUCUUGUUCUGCGGAUCGGACGAGUUUAGCAUUGCUUCUCUGAAAGCUCUCCAUGAAGAACAUAAGAAGGAACCUAGCCGCAUUGCGUCGAUCGAUGUCGUCUGCAGGCCAGGAAAACGAGUAGGCAGGGGCCUCAAGAAGAUACGAGAAGUCCCUAUCAAAGCCGCAGCGACACAGCUUGCCCUUCCGAUACACGAGAUAGAUACUUUUACCGGAUGGACACCGCCCCAAAACGAAGGCUUUCCUAUAAAUCUGGUAGUGGCAGUAUCAUUUGGACUCUUUGUUCCUCCUCGAAUACUCAAAGGGGCUAAGUACGGGGGUCUAAAUGUCCAUCCAUCCUUGUUGCCAGAUUUUCGCGGCCCUGCGCCGUUGCACCAUACUCUCCUAGCAGGCAGGACGAGGACUGGCGUUACUCUCCAGACCUUGCACCAUGAGCAUUUCGAUCACGGCAUAAUCCUCAGUCAGACCCCCCCUCCCGGAUUCGAGAUACCAAAUCCAGAAACUUGUACCGUUCCGGAAUUGCUGCAAGUUGUGGCCCCGGAGGGUGCACGAAUUCUAAUUGAGGGCAUGCGAAAUCGGCUCUUUGUACCUCCCCUAAAAGAAGCAGGAUGGCGUGCGACGGAGGCGGGAAGCAAAUUGAUCCAUGCGGCUAAGAUCAAACCGGAGGACCGACAUGUCGACUGGGCGAAUUGGACAUGGACAGAUAUCAGCAGACGGAAUCGGAUCUUGGGACCUCUUUGGAGUAAAUCCCUAGUUGCAAGCGAGGAUCCAGAUGGAAGAAUCUCGUUCGGUGAGAAGAGAAUCAUUUUCACCAAAUUUGAAGAAGUACAGGCGAACCGAGACCUCGGGCAGCUAGCUCUUAUUCCAGGAGUCCCUUUCGUCGAUGGGGUUCCGCCCUUGCAGCCCCAAGAGAAGAAGGAGCUCUAUGUGUUCACAAAAGAUGGAAGACUGAUACGGAUCCAUGAGAUGAAGGUCGAAGGAGAACAGGCCGCUGACGCGUUCAGAGCUGCUCUCAAGGCUCGAAUGUUCAGCAAUAAAAGUUUCCAGUUGGGUGCUUCACAUUACACGCUCUUCCACAAUCCACUUCACUGAAGUACUGUCGAAUGCUCAUGAAACGGAUUUGUUCAUGUUAUCUCAACUCUAUGAUACCCCUAUUUUGCUAUAGAAAUGAUCUGUCUUUGUAUGAUAUAGUGAUAUAAUGGCGCAUGCCUCCCGCAUUGCCUGUAUAUGGCCCAUUGCAAUUGCCUUACCUCACAUAGCCGCUGUCUGUAACAGGGUCAGCCUAAUCACAUUCAUCGAGAUUGCAAU